This is a messenger RNA of Ostrea edulis (European flat oyster), 708 nucleotides long. RefSeq names its product 28S ribosomal protein S17, mitochondrial-like. Gene Ontology annotation, molecular function: structural constituent of ribosome. The transcript has 2 exons. Gene Ontology annotation, biological process: mitochondrial translation. NCBI's taxonomy places the organism in Eukaryota, Metazoa, Mollusca, Bivalvia, Ostreida, Ostreidae. Bases 106 to 675 code for a protein of 189 amino acids. The record is from RefSeq and is a predicted model, not a curated record. Gene Ontology annotation, cellular component: mitochondrial small ribosomal subunit.
AUGAACUGUUUCGUGUUUCCGGUCGAUUCAUAACGUGAAAACUCGUAGUGCUGUGUUACUCAACUGCUUUUGAAAUUGUUCUACUUAAAGUUUUGGGGAUUAAAAAUGCCUUUGCGGUUAAGUUUCGCAAAAGAAAAACUCAGAUAUUACAAAGAUCUCCCUAAGAGCAUAUUGAUACAACAGAAUGCUGAAAUUAGAGUACCCGAAAGGCCAGUGAAAGCAAUUUUUGCAGGAACGGUCAUGAAAAGAAGUGUUGGGGCACCAGAAACAUUAAAAGUCAGAGUUUUAAAGAUGAAGCUUGAUAAAUAUAUUACAAAGUAUUAUUAUAAAAGGAUGGACUAUUGGGUGUUAGAAAAGGAUUUGAAUGCCAAGAUAGGAGACCUAGUUCUUAUUCGUCUAAUGGAUGAACCUUACACACCACGUGUAAAGUUUGAAAUUUACAAGCACUUGCAUCAGCUGGGUGAAAUGAUUUGUCCAGUAACUGGACGUGGAGUGAGAGGACUUGAAUAUGUUGAUCCAACUAGAACUGACCACAUUGGUAAUUUCCCAGAGAAGUGGCAAAAUAAUGUAAUGCACAAUACCAUGGUACAACAGAUGAGAUUGACGGAGCUUGGGCAAGAGUUAGAUGAAGACACAGACCAAAUAGAGGAUUUUGAUGGAGAAACAGAAGUUUAGUAAUAUGUUAAUUAAAUAUAUAUAAACACAAAA